Aspergillus novofumigatus IBT 16806 is the source of this 629-nucleotide messenger RNA. Its product is annotated as BolA family protein. The transcript has 3 exons. The record is from RefSeq and is a predicted model, not a curated record. Bases 91 to 498 code for a protein of 135 amino acids. NCBI's taxonomy places the organism in Eukaryota, Fungi, Ascomycota, Eurotiomycetes, Eurotiales, Aspergillaceae.
GUCAAGCAAGACCAUCAUCAAUCUUCCGCAAGAGAAACCUCUCACUCACCCAUCCUCACCUCUCAGACUCCCCAACUAGGGUUACCGUCAAUGCUCCCCCUCCGCAGCCGACCAGGCCUGCUCUCCCGCCGUCUUUUCUCCCCACUCAGAACCACCCUCCCAUCCAGAAUGUCAUCCACCUCCGCGACCCCGAUGGAGGAUACGAUCCGCGAGAGGAUAACAGCCGCCUUCUCCCCCUCAACCCUCAUAAUCCGCAAUGACUCGCACCUGCACGCGCACCACGCCCCGAUGCAAGGCGUAACUUCGAAAGAGACGCAUUUCCAUGUCACGAUCACAUCCUCUGCUUUUCAGUCGAAGAUGCAGCCUGCGCGGCAUCGGAUGGUCUACUCUCUGCUUAAGGAUGAGAUCAGCCGCGAGGGCGGAAUCCAUGCUUUGCAGUUGCGGACGAGGACGCCGGAGGAGGAGGAGCGGGAGAAGUCUAGACAGUCGCAGGCGUAGGGCAGUGGUAUGCUGCGGUCGAGGUCUGGUGGCUGUUACGGAUAUUCUGGGUUGAUAGACCCGAAUCGGUGACUGGGUAAGGUUCUCUGUAUAUAUCUAUACUUUCGUAAUGAAUUAGAGUUCGAUUAUUA